AUGAAUAAGUUACUUAAAAGUUCAAAUUAGUUAAUUUAAAAUUUGGAAAAGUUGGAUAAAGAGUCCAAGGAUUUGCUAAAUCAAAUUUACCAGGAGCUGAAUAUCAUAAAGGAUAUUAAUUUAAUUUUAAUUCAGUAGAAACACUUAAAUUUAGAUUCACUUUCUUAGAAUUGUUAUCUUUAGUGA
Messenger RNA from Paramecium sonneborni, 186 nucleotides. The record is from the annotation of a GenBank genome assembly. NCBI's taxonomy places the organism in Eukaryota, Ciliophora, Oligohymenophorea, Peniculida, Parameciidae.